Molecule: messenger RNA, 3111 nt
Organism: Acanthosepion pharaonis
Lineage: Eukaryota; Metazoa; Mollusca; Cephalopoda; Sepiida; Sepiidae
Source: the annotation of a GenBank genome assembly
AUGUUAACCUUUCUGUUAUGGUUAUCAGGCACAUAUCAUGGCAUCCCACAACAUACUGCCACGACCACAGUGACCGUCCGGGUAACCGAUGUCAAUGACAACCCACCAGUUUUUGAAGAACCUUUCGGCUACAAGACUAGUAUACCAGAAGGCUUCGAGGGAUACUUACCAAUUGUCCCGGCUAUAAAAGUCAAAGAUGAGGAUGUAAGUCUGGAAAAUCGAGAGACAACAUUUAUUCUUAAAGGACAUGGAAGUGAAUUUUUUCAAAUAAAUUCCCAUACAGCAGAAAUAGCCGUGAAAUAUGGUCACCAUCUUGAUUGCGAACAUGAAAGUUUCUAUUCUCUUCAGCUAGUUGCCAGAAAUAAAAAAUUGGUUACAAUAACGCCAUUGGAAAUAAAUAUCGAGGAUCUGAAUGACCAUACUCCCGAAUUUCUCGAUGAAUUUUCCUUUGUCUUGGACCCAGAUACAAAAGUUGGUACGACAAUUGGUCAGUUGCAAGCUCGAGACAUGGACAGAACAAGCAAGAACAACCGCUUCACCUUUUUCCUGAAGAGUGGAAACAUUUCUCCUAAAAAUAGAAAGGAAAUUAGAAAUGCUCUUUCACACUUUUUUCAGUUUCAUCUUGGCUUUCCUAUGCUGCUCAGAGGUUGGUGUAGUUGCAUUGCCACACUCUCCUUUCCGCUUACUAUUUCUUUUUCAUCCCAUUCUGCCUUACUUUCCUUCACCAAUGCCACUUUGUCUUCUCACACACCCGUGGCACUUUUCCUUACACUCAUACUUCCCUACCACAUUGUCUCCCCCUCCCGCCACUAUCUGGUUGACCUUUGCCUUCAUCCUUUCUCUGUUUCUCUCUCACUCUCUCUCUCUGGCGUUGCCCUUUGCCUUUCUCUCUCUCUCUCUCUCUGGCGUUGCCCUUUGCCUUUCUCUCUCUCUCUCUGGCGUUGCCCUUUGCCUUUCUCUCUCUCUCUCUCUGGCGUUUGCCUUUCUCUCUCUCUCUCUCUCUGGCGUUGCCCUUGCCUUUCUCUCUCUCUCUCUCUGGCGUUGCCCUUUGCCUUUCUCUCUCUCUCUCUCUGGCGUUGCCCUUUGCCUUUCUCUCUCUCUCUCUCUCUCUGGCGUUGCCCUUUGCCUUUCUCUCUCUCUCUCUCUCUCUCUGGCGUUUGCCCUUUGCCCCUCUCUCUCUCUCUCUCGUCUGCCCUUUGCCUCUCUCUCUCUCUCUCUCUCUGGCAUUUGCCCUCUCUCUCUCUCUCUCUCGUUGGCCUUUGCCUCUCUCUCUCUCUCUCUCUCUGGCGUUGCCCUUUGCCUCUCUCUCUCUCUCUCUCUCUGCUCUUGCCCUUUGCCUCUCUCUCUCUCUCUCUCUGGCGUUGCCCUUUGCUCUCUCUCUCUCUCUCUGGCGUUGCCUUUGCCUCUCUCUCUCUCUCUCUCUGGCGUUGCCCUUUUGCCUCUCUCUCUCUCUGGCGUUGCCUUGCCUCUCUCUCUCUCUCUCUGGCUUUGCCUCUUGCCUUUGCCUCUCUCUCUCUCUCUGGCGUUGCCCUUUGCCUCUCUCUCUCUCUCUGGCGUUGCCCUUUGCCUCUCUCUCUCUCUCUGCGUUGCCCUUUGCCUCUCCUCUCUCUCUCUCUGGCAUUUGCCCUUUGCCUCUCUCUCUCUCUCUCUCUCUCUCUCUCUCUGGCGUUGCCCCUUUGCCUUUCUCUCUCUCUCUCUCUCUCUCUCUCUCUCUCUUGCUCUCUCUUUCUCUCUCUCUCUCUCUCUCUCUCUCUCUCUGGCUUUGCCCUUUGCCCUCUCUCUCUCUCUCUCUCUGGCGUUGCCCUUUGCCUGUCUCUCUCUCUCUCUCUCUGGCGUUGCCUUGCCUCUCUCUCUCUCUCUGGCUCUCCCUUUCUCUCUCUCUCUCUCUCUGGCGUUGCCCUUUCUCUCUCUCUCUCUCUCUCUGGCGUUGCCCUUUGCCUGUCUCUCUCUCUCUCUCUCUGGCGUUGCCCUUUGCCUGUCUCUCUCUCUCUCUGGCGUUGCCCUUUGCCUCUCUCUCUCUCUCUCUGGCGUUGCCCUUUGCCUUUCUCUCUCUCUCUCUCUCUGGCGUUGCCCUUUGCCCUUUCUCUCCUCUCUCUCUCUCUCUCUCUGGCGUUGCCCUUUGCCUCUCUCCUUUCUCUCUCUCUCUCUCUCUCUCUCUCUGGCGUUGCCCUUUGCCUUUCUCUCUCUCUCUCUCUCUCUCUCUCUCUCUCUCUGGCGUUGCCUUCUCUCUCUCUCUCUCUCUCUCUCUGGCUGCCCUUUGCCUUCUCCUUCUCUCUCUCUCUCUCUCUCUCUCUCUGGCGUUGCCCUUUGCCUUUCUCUCUCUCUCUCUCUCUCUCUCUCUCUCUCUGGCGUUGCCUUUGCCUCUCUCUCUCUCUCUCUCUCUCUCUCUCUCUCUUCUUGCCCUUUGCCUUUCUCUCUCUCUCUCUCUCUCUCUCUCUGGCAUUCAGUUUUCCUCAAUAUAAUCCUCGGCAAUGGAUUGUCUAUCUACUCAUCCAUUCACUCUUCCUCUGCCGUCGUAACUUACCAAUUAAGAUAUGUCGUGCAAGAAAAGAUCAUUCUUUUCGCAUAAGAACUGAAGCGAGUAGCCUGAGCAUGAAUCCAUACUGCUCUCUCUCUCUCCCUUAUCUCUCUCUCUCUCCCUUAUCUCUCUCUCUCUCCCUUAUCUCUCUCUCUCUCUCCCUUAUAUCUCUCUCUCUCUCUCUCUUAUCUCUCUCUCUCUCUCUUAUCUUAUCUCUCUCUCUCCCUUAUCUCUCUCUCCCAUUCUCUCUCUCUCCUUCUCUCUCUCUCUCCCUUAUCUCUCUCUCCUCUCUCUCUCUCCUCUCUCUCUCCCUUAUCUCUCUCUCUCUCUCCUAUCUCUCUCUCUCUCCCUUAUCUCUCUCUCUCUCUCCCUUAUCUCUCUCUCUCUCUUAUCUCUCUCUCUCUCUCCCUUAUCUCCAUAUAUAUAUAUAUAUAUAUAUAUAUAUGAUUGGUGUGUUGCGAGUGAAAGAUUAUAGACGCAUUGAUUGUGAAGAAAUAUGUGAAUACAAUCUAACGGUAAGUCAUUGGGCAUUUUCUUUUAAUUUCUUAAACGUAGCUUCCUUUUUAUUCAUGUUGUAUUCUUUUCAAAAUUAG